This is a messenger RNA of Cladophialophora psammophila CBS 110553, 213 nucleotides long. RefSeq lists its product as uncharacterized. The record is from RefSeq and is a predicted model, not a curated record. NCBI's taxonomy places the organism in Eukaryota, Fungi, Ascomycota, Eurotiomycetes, Chaetothyriales, Herpotrichiellaceae. The annotation marks the transcript as partial. The transcript has a single exon.
CUCACAUUUGGGACUGGCUCUGUGGGCCUCGUUUGCACGGAGGCCACAUAUGUCCAUCUCGUAGAGCCACAUUGGAAUGCCAUGGUGGAGGGAAGGGUCAUCGCGCGUGCGCAUCGAACUGGGCAAGACAAGCCAGUGACGGUGUGGAGGUGUGUGGUGGAGAACUGUGUUGAGGAAAGUAUCGUGCGGAAGCAGAAACGGAAGCUAUGCUUG